CGCCGCUGGAGCUUGCUUGCAGCUUCACAAUCCCGAUUUCGACAUCAUCAAAGUCGCCUUCUUUUUCUCACCCUCCAGCCUUCCCCGCACAUUCGUUUUUCUGGUUUGUACUUGCGUGUCUGUAAUUUGCGUCGCUGCAGGAUUGCGUUCGCCCAUUUGUUUUGCCCCUUUCCCUUUCUUUUCCUGUCGUUUCUACCGCGGCCACGGAUGCGAGGCGCGCCCACGUCUCGAUCGACGUCCGUCCUCUCCCCAGCCCGCCCAAGAUGGCGCCUCCAAAAUACAAGGACAAGGACGCCGGCGUGCUCUUGUCCUUGAACGGGAAGUGGGUCAGCUGGCUACACACAGCGAUGGCAUACUCUGCCUUCCUUCUCGCCCUCGCCGUCGGCCUGUACCUCCAUUACCACAAGAUCGUCCAGAAUGAGUGGUACGGCUAUCCGGAAGAGUGGUUCCCAUCGGUCUCGGCCACCAUCGGCGACCGCUACCCCGAGCGCUCCGUCUUCAUGCUCCUCAUCGCUCUGACGUCGGGCCCCCGCUUCGCCCUCGUCGGCCUCUGGUACCUCCUCACGCGCGCGCGCGGCGGCGCCCUGGCCAAGUUCGUCGGCUUGAUGGGCGUGGUCCGCACCCUGACCUGCGGCGGCUGGACAUACGUCACGUCGACUGACGACCACGACUGGCACGACAUCCUCAUGAUCUCGUACAUCGUCUGCACCAUCCCCUGGACCGCCGGCUGCAUCGCCCUCAGCCCGCCCAACCCCAAGGCGAUCAGGUACCGCAAGUACUUUUGCUUCGGCUUCUUCGGCACGCUCGUGCCGCUGGUAUACUUCUUCAUCCAGCACAAGGUGCACAGGGUAGCUGGCGCAUACACCAUAUACGCCUUCUUCGAGUGGUCCCUGAUUCUGUUUGACGUGGCGUUUGACGCCGUGACUGCCCUGGACUUUGAUGGCUUUGAGGUGGUCGUCAAGGAUGUGAAGGGGGCAAGCCAGGGUGCGACCUCUUCCCUGCCGUCUGCCGUCGUUGAAAAGGAGAAAGAAAAGGCCGCCGCCACCGCAACGAACACCAAAGUUACUCCCUCAGAUAUCAUGGAUAUCGCGGCAGAUGUCUACCACGGAUUCGUCUUUUGGUCCGUCCUGACCAGCCUAGGUGCUGUCGUUUGGUACUUCCCGCUCUGGUUUAUGGGCAUUUCCGGCUUCGAGGCCUUUGUCAUGUGCACCAUCGCCCCCAUGUUCCUGGGUAUUGGCCCCUUGAAGAGGCUUGUUAUCCGCAAUCAGCGUUUCUUCCACCUUAUAUCCCUGACGGGCCUGCUGGCAUUCCUCGUCAAGGACCCCAUCCAACGUCUCUGCACCGUCGGCGCCGGCCUCGCGCUCCAGUGCCUGUCAUGGGUCGCCACGCUUCACUCGGAGUCGGUCCAUGAGGGCCGCCUGGAGCUCCGUGUUCUCUCAUGGCUUGUCGGCCUGGUCCUCUCGAGCGUUGUCAAGUUCGCCAACCACACGCUUAACCCGAUCUGGCCCAUCAUGCAUGCCCCCAGCGGUGGAUGGAACUACACCGGCCUGGUUUUUGGGCUCUGGGGCGCUUUGCGCUACAGCCGCAAGGGCCCGCUUAACACCACCGGGGCGCAGAUCAAGACUGGCUCCAACUUCCUCGCGGCUUGCGGCAUCGGCGGCCUGUUCUUCGCUCUGCACUCACUGCUUUCUGACACGAGCACCAUGAUCCUCUGGGUCUGGGACGGAUACCCGAUCCGCGGUCCGACCUCCAACACAUCGGCCUACUACACCAUCUUCGCCAUGACUGCCGGCAUCCUGAUCGGUACAUACCGGCCAGGCGUGGCCAGCCUUUGGACGGCCUAUGGCGCGGGCUGCUUCGGCGCAGCCAUUCUCACUACGCGUCACCACUGGAAUGGAUACUAUGGCGCGCUCGGUCUCGCGACGUACCUGAUGGCCGUCGCCGUUCCGCUGCUCAAGGACGCGGCCAAGCGCUCGCCGGGCCUGACCUUUGGACUUGGCUUCUUCAUCUACAACUUCAUGGUGCUCUUCCAUGUCUGGGUCGUCGCAUAUGCAUUUGUCCCCGGCGGCCCCCUGGUGCGCGAGCACACGGACUGGGUCAUGGCCACGAUGAUGAUCCUCAUCGGCUGCGGUGUCUUCAACCUCAACGCGGCCAAGACACCCAAGAAAACUGGCGUGCAGGCGCAGAAGCCGUCUCGUGCCAUUGUGCAACACCGCAAGCACUACGCCAGCGUCCUCGGGGCGCUCAACGUACUCUUCCUUGUGGCGUCGUACUUCCGGUUCCCCACCAACGACUACAAGCCCUACCACGGGUCGGACAGGGUGCUGACGGCUGGCAUCUGGACCAUCCACUUCGGGCUCGACAACGACAUGUGGAGCUCGGAGCGGCGAAUGCGCGACCUCAUCCGGGACGCGGAGCUCGACGUGGUUGGCCUCCUCGAGUCGGACCAGCAGCGCAUCAUCAUGGGCAACCGCGACUCGACGCAGUUCAUCGCCGAGGACCUGGGCAUGUACGUCGACUACGGCCCGGGCCCCAACAAGCACACAUGGGGCGUGGCACUGCUGUCCAAGUACCCCAUCGUCAACUCGACGCACCACCUGCUGCCCAGCCCCGUGGGCGAGCUGGCGCCGGCGAUCCAUGCGACGAUCGACGUGUUCGGGACGCUGGUCGACAUCUUUGUGUUCCACUCGGGCCAGGAGGAGGAUCCGGAAGACCGGCGGCAGCAGUCCAUCUACAUGCGCGACCUCAUGGGGUCGUCCAGCCGGCCGUCGGUGCUCCUCAGCUACCUGGUGACGCGGCCGCUUGAGGGCAACUAUAACACAUACGUGAGCGAGGGCUCCGGCAUGCACGAUAUUGACUCGAGCGACUGGGACCGAUGGUGCGAGUACAUCCUCUUCAAGGGCCUGCGGCGCGUGGGGUACGCGCGCGUGAGCCGCGGCACCAUCACGGACACGGAGCUGCAGGUGGGCAAGUUUGUCGUGCCCGAGUCCGGCUCGCUCGACGCGGCGAGGGCGUGGGAGAUCGACGCCGACACGAGGAACUCUCGGGUCGAGGAGGAGCAGCUGCCCGAGGGCUGGCGGUUCCCGGCCCUGUUCCGCGGCGAGGGUGUCCGCGGGCACCGCUACCACGUUUUCGACGAGCCAAGGUACUAUAACUACUAGAGCACGAGAUGGGGCGCGGUGUGUAAAAGGGUGAAAUCUGUGUCUAUCAUAUCUUGCCAAGACGGGAUGCCGGAUUUUAUUUCCUGCUUAUGUGUACGCGAGCUGAUAUGUCGGGUGUGGUGGUUUGAAGUGCGCGUGGAGUGGGAUGAUGCAAGCUGUACGAUAAGCCGCUGAGCGGGCGAGUAAAAAAUAAGAUUCCUUUGUUGCAACCAUACAUCAUAUUCUGUG
Gaeumannomyces tritici R3-111a-1 is the source of this 3389-nucleotide messenger RNA. Its product is annotated as calcofluor white hypersensitive protein. Gene Ontology annotation, cellular component: endoplasmic reticulum. Bases 264 to 3161 code for a protein of 965 amino acids. NCBI's taxonomy places the organism in Eukaryota, Fungi, Ascomycota, Sordariomycetes, Magnaporthales, Magnaporthaceae. The transcript is spliced from 7 exons. Gene Ontology annotation, biological process: GPI anchor biosynthetic process; fungal-type cell wall organization. The record is from RefSeq and is a predicted model, not a curated record. Gene Ontology annotation, molecular function: catalytic activity.